GUUGAAAUUGCCAUUGCAGGAUGGCAUGCCGCUAUAAAUUCAUUGUUCCACCUCCUCGCAUCUUCACAGCGCUCGCGCUGCUCUCGGCGCUCGCAGCGGCCGACUGGGGAUGACGGCGGCAGGAAGACGCUGCAUCCGAAGGGACCCGGACGCGCCGCUCCACUGGCUCCCCGCAGGCCGCCUCUUGCGUUUUUUCCUUUAAUUUUUAUGGCUUUCCCCCCUCUCUUUCCUUUCCUCCUCCUGGUGCUCGUAGAGUCAAGGAAACCCACAAAAUAAGAAAGGGAGCGGGCUCCGGAGCUUGGACCCCCGCUGCCGGCGGGUGCAGAGCAGCAGGGGGCGGGAGGCAGCGCGCACCAGUUGCCCGCCGGGUGCGCGGCACCAGCCUUACUUUUUUCUUCGUGCGGCGCUAGCGGCUGCAUUUGGGGUUGGAUUGGUUGUUGUUCUUGUCCCCCACCCCCUGACCCCCACCACCACCACCACCACCACCACCACCUUCCUCAUACUUGCGGAAGCCCCCAGAGCCCGGCUUUUCUUGUCUUAAAUUUUCCCCCCCCUCUUCUCGGAGCACCAAUCCCAACAUUUUGCAAAGCAACAAAGAAAAGUUCGCACGCUGGCACUGAGGCCCGGGACAGGCUGGCGCUGCCGCCGGGUCCCCGUCCUUCCGACACUUGACUCGACCUUGCAAGCCAGUGCGUGUGUGUGUGUGCGUGUGUGUGUGUGUGUGCGCGCCCCCACCUCCCGCCCCGGUGACUUCCAGAGCGAGUAACAGAUACCCAUCAAGUCCCCGUGGCGCGGCCCCUCCCCGCGGGCAGCGCACUAUGCUGCUCGGGUGGGCGUCCCUGCUGCUGGGCGCGCUCCGCCUGCCCCCGGUCGCGGCCGGCCCCGCCGCGGCACCUGCCCAGGAUAAAGCCGGGCAGCCUUGGGCUGCAGCAGCGGCCGCCCAGCCCCGCCGGCGGCAGGGGGAGGAGGCGCGGGAGCCGGCCGAGCCUCCGGGCCACCCGCACCCCCUGGCGCCGCAGCGCAGGAGCAGCGGGCUGGUGCAGAACGUCGACCAGAUCUACGCGGGCGGCGGCAAGGUGGGCUACCUCGUCUACGCGGGCGGCCGGAGGUUCCUCCUGGACCUGGAGCGAGAUGGCUCGGUGGGCGCCGCUGGCUCUGCGCCUGCAGGACGCGGCCCGGGUGCGCCCCGGCGCCACCGGGACCACUGCUUCUACCGCGGCACGGUGGACGGCAGCCCCCGCUCGCUGGCCGUCUUGGACCUCUGCGGUGGGCUCGACGGCUUCUUCGCCGUGAGGCACGCGCGCUACACCCUGAAGCCGCUGCUGCGCGGGCCGUGGGCCGGGGCCGGGGCCGGGGCCGAGGCCGAGCGAGUGUACGGGGACGGGUCCCCGCGCAUCCUGCACGUCUACACCCGCGAGGGCUUCAGCUUCGAGGCCCUGCCGCCGCGCACCAGCUGCGAGACUCCCGCGUCCCCGCCGGGGCCUCGCGAGCGCCCCCCCGCGCACAGCAGCCCGGACCCACGCUGGUCGCCGGCCCCGCCGUUCCCGGCCCCGCCGGCGGCCUCCCCGGAUGGGGGCCGGGGACCCCAGACGUGGUGGCGGCGGCGGCGCCGCUCCAUCUCCCGGGCCCGCCAGGUGGAGCUUCUCCUGGUGGCAGACGCGUCCAUGGCGCGGAUGUAUGGCCGGGGCCUGCAGCAUUACCUGCUGACCCUGGCCUCCAUCGCCAACAGGCUGUACAGCCACGCCAGCAUCGAGAACCACAUCCGCCUGGCCGUGGUGAAGGUGGUGGUGCUGGGUGACAAGGACAAGAGCCUGGAGGUGAGCAAGAACGCGGCCACCACUCUCAAGAACUUUUGCAAGUGGCAGCAUCAGCACAACCAGCUGGGGGAUGACCACGAGGAGCACUACGACGCGGCCAUCCUGUUUACGAGAGAGGAUUUAUGUGGGCAUCAUUCAUGUGACACCCUGGGAAUGGCAGACGUCGGGACCAUAUGUUCUCCGGAGCGCAGCUGUGCUGUGAUUGAAGAUGAUGGCCUCCAUGCAGCUUUCACCGUGGCUCACGAAAUUGGACAUCUACUUGGCCUCUCCCAUGAUGAUUCCAAAUUCUGUGAAGAGAACUUUGGUUCCACAGAAGAUAAACGCUUAAUGUCUUCUAUCCUGACCAGCAUCGAUGCGUCCAAGCCCUGGUCCAAGUGUACUUCAGCCACCAUCACAGAAUUCCUGGAUGAUGGCCAUGGUAACUGUCUGCUGGACCUGCCACGCAAGCAGAUUCUGGGACCCGAAGAGCUCCCGGGACAGACGUACGACGCCACCCAGCAGUGCAACCUGACAUUUGGGCCCGAGUACUCCGUGUGCCCCGGGAUGGACGUCUGCGCUCGCCUGUGGUGUGCCGUGGUGCGCCAGGGCCAGAUGGUGUGUCUGACCAAGAAGCUGCCAGCCGUGGAAGGGACACCAUGUGGGAAGGGGAGGAUCUGCCUGCAGGGCAAGUGUGUGGACAAAACCAAGAAAAAAUAUUAUUCAACAUCAAGUCAUGGCAACUGGGGAUCCUGGGGGUCCUGGGGCCAGUGUUCCCGCUCAUGUGGGGGAGGAGUACAGUUUGCCUAUCGCCACUGCAAUAACCCCGCACCCAGAAACAAUGGUCGCUACUGCACAGGGAAGAGGGCCAUCUACCGCUCCUGCAACGUCACGCCCUGCCCACCUAACGGUAAAUCUUUUCGUCACGAGCAGUGUGAGGCCAAAAAUGGGUAUCAGUCUGACGCAAAAGGAGUCAAGACAUUUGUGGAAUGGGUUCCCAAAUAUGCAGGCGUCCUGCUGGGAGAUGUGUGCAAACUGACCUGCAGAGCUAAGGGCACUGGUUACUACGUGGUGUUUUCUCCAAAGGUGACGGAUGGGACAGAGUGCAGACCGUACAGUAACUCUGUCUGUGUCCGGGGGAAGUGUGUACGAACUGGCUGUGAUGGCAUCAUUGGUUCGAAGCUGCAGUAUGACAAGUGUGCAGUGUGUGGGGGAGACAACUCCAGCUGCACGAAGGUGGUUGGCACUUUCAAUAAAAAAAGUAAGGGUUACACUGACGUGGUGAGGAUCCCCGAAGGGGCAACCCACAUCAAAGUCCGGCAGUUCAAAGCCAAAGACCAGACUCGAUUCACUGCCUACUUAGCCCUGAAGAAGAAAAACGGUGAGUACCUCAUCAAUGGGAAGUACAUGAUCUCCACCUCAGAAACCAUCAUCGACAUCAACGGAACAGUCAUGAACUACAGCGGCUGGAGCCACAGGGAUGACUUCUUGCAUGGCAUGGGCUACUCAGCCACAAAGGAAAUUCUAAUAGUGCAGAUUCUUGCAACAGAUCCAACGAAAGCAUUAGAUGUCCGUUACAGUUUUUUUGUUCCCAAGAAGUCCACCCAAAAAGUCAACUCAGUCACCAGCCAUGCCAGCAAUAAAGUGGGGUCGCACACUCCACAGCUGCAGUGGGUGACAGGCCCAUGGCUUGCAUGUUCUAGGACCUGUGACACGGGCUGGCACACCAGGACGGUGCAGUGCCAGGACGCAAACCGCAAGUUAGCAAAGGGAUGUCUUCUCUCUCAGAGGCCUUCCGCAUUUAAGCAAUGUUUGCUGAAGAAAUGUUAGCCUGUGGUUGUGAUCUUAUGCAGAGAUAACUAGAUGUUUCAUCACGGAGCAGUCAUGGCCAAUGGUGGUGAUCAAUCGUGGUGAACAAGAGGUCUCCCUAAAGCACAGAAAGUCACACUUCAAUGGCAUUGUCAACAGGAGUCUAAUUAUGGGCAGAAUCUGCUCUCGGUGACCAAACGAAGAUGUGCACCAUUUCAUGUGACAGUGGUGACCUUGGAAUAUAGAAAAAUUUGGGAGUUCUGAACAUACCCUGGGCUACAAGAAUGAAAAAACACUGAUAAAUGUAGAAUCAGGGGACUUUUGAAGAUGGAAGAACAACGGUCUCCCCCUUGUCACCUACCUCUUAUAGAAUGUCUUCGAAGGCAUCAUAAUCAUUAUCAUCCACAAUACACAGUAGCUUAUUUUUACUGUUUGUAAAUACGUUCUCCCUUGGUAUGUCACUUUAUAUCACUUGGUUCUAUUAAAAAUAUGUAUAUAUAUAUAUGCACAUAUAUAUACAUAUAUAUAUUUCUAUAAAAAAAUGUUUGACCAAAGUAGGUCUGCAGCUAUUUCAACUCCUUCUAGUUUCCAGAAAGAGCUGUGGAUGUUUUACUGGAAAUUAAGAACUUGCUGCUGUUUUAAUAAGAUUUUGCAUACUUUCAGACUACAGGAGAUCAAAUUUUAGUCAAAAACCAUUUUGACAGCAAGCAUCUUCUGAGAAAUUCUAAAAAGAAAAAGGAUCUCAGUGUAUCUAGUCAUUUAAAUACAUGCACGGGUCCAUUUCCUUAAACUUUUGACUGCCUGGAAGUUUCAGGCACCCAGCCAAAUUGACGCAUAAUUAGGAUGCAGAAGUAGUGUUCGCGUGUGUGUAUGUUAUGAGUAUUCAAGAGUCUAAAAACUAGUUUCUACCCUAAAAACUAGUUUCCUUGUGUUAGAAUUUAAAAGGAAAAAAAAAAAGGCAUACUUCACCAUAGUCUUGAUUUAUACUUUCACACCACUUUCCCGUUCAGAAGCUUUCAUCCGAUAUCUUACAUAGUGUAAUAUUCAUUCAAAACACACAGCAGAGAGUUUUCUGUUCACAUCCAACACCUUCAACACUGGUAUACCUCUUACCAGCAAGCCUUUAAAAUGUGUUUGUUUUCGCUUGUAUGUUUGUUCAAGGGUUCUGUAAGACCUGCAAUGUUUUGUACUUCUUGUUGACUUAGUAUAAUAGGAGUAUUAAAGAUCACUCUGUAGUUAGCCACAUCUAGAAGUGGUUAUCAUUAAUGUGGCUCAUGCAAAAAAAAGAAAAUAGUGGUUAAUACUAAUAAGACUGUUUCCACACCGUACAGGCAAUAAUUUCUUGCAUUUUCUUUUUAAAUCCAAGUAUACUGAUACUGUACUUAAGAUUUUUCCCAAUUGGAAAGCAUUUGGUUGUACCAGUAAGUGUUUGGGUGAUGAAAUGUGAUGAUUUUUGAGAAGUUUGUUGCUUCUAUUUCUGUAGUCUGUCUUGGUAGGUUAUAAGUUUGGAUGUUAGAGAUGGAAAAGUUUUACAAUCAUAUGCAUAAAAGUCUUUUUUUUUUUUUAAACAGUAAACUGCACCUCUCCACCCCAUAGCUCAGAAAAUCCAAGAUGUUCAGUUUCAUUGGGAUUUCUUUUUCUUUAUGAAAUAUUACAAAGACAAUUGUUUGUUAUAAAAUUUUAUAAUAACCAUACCAAAUGUGCCUACUGUUAAAGAUUUGCAUAUAAAGAUGUUAAGGGACCAUUGUUUGAGUUCCCUUAAGCUCACAAGAGUUUAUUUUUAUUAGAAGAUAUUUUUAAUAUAAAAGAAUUAUGUAAUUGAUCUAGCUAUAUCACAUUCAUUUCAGGGGGUGAAGAUGUCUCACUGUUUUAAAUAUUUCCUUAAGAAAUUAUUUGGUAAAGCAAAAUAAUUGUUUUACAAAACUAAUGAUCAUCCUUUGGCUUUUCAUAGACUAUCAUUGCUUUAGACAUGGUCAUUUACUCUUAAUAAAUUAUUGAUUAGAGAAGUGAAGCCCAACAUUUGGCCAUAUAGAACAUUUGGCCUCCAUACAUUUGAUGGAGGUCACCAGAUACCAGGGAGAGGGAACAACGCUUUUCAAAUCAGUCAGAAAAAAGUCAAAUCACACUAUUUGACUAUUCCAAGAGAACUAAUAGCGAGGCUGACAUUACAUUUUCCCAAUUUUUGAAAUAAUUUUAAUCAAUUAACAUAAUUCUGACAAAGUUUAUUUUUAUCUUUUAUAGUUACAGUCACAGCAAUAUUAAGAAAUAACUGAAGGGCACAAAUGCUUGUCUCCUAUUCUGCUUCUCUAUACUGUAUUCAUAGAUUUUUUUUAGUAUGAUUUAUCAUUUAUUUUUCCCCAAAAUAAUGAAGUUUUAUACUUCUCAUUGAAACAAUCCUAGAGAGCUUAAAAGGAAUAAACCACUAUUCCAUGCUUUUAAGGAGUUUUCUUUAGUGUUUUCAUACAAAUAUCAGUAGAUUGACUGAGGAAUGUAUAUCUAUCUCAACUCUUGAGAAAAAUAAUAGAGACUGGAAACUGAAAUUCAGAGAAAUGGAGUGUUCAGUAGAUGUAGGGAAUAAAGGGAAAAUCCUCCAUAACAAAAUCUAAUUUAGUCCAGUUGGAUGUUGGACAAUGCACGUCACCUUUUCAGACUUGCAUCGUGAAUAGAGUCUGGAAUUCACGAUGCUGAGGCUCCUUCCUUGGGGGGGGGAAAAAAAAGGUUUGUCUGUAAAUGCUCAGGUUAGUAAGAAUCUAAUCCCACAGAACUAAACACUCCAGAUUAAGUUUCACUGAAUAAAGGGAGCCCAGAAGAAAAUAGCAUUUCUUUCUUCUGGAAUAGGAAAGUCCAAAUUAAGCCCUGCCUUGUUGUUUGAAGGUUUAAGGGCGUUGUUUUAAUCUAUUCAGUAAAUUCAACUUCCUUUGCCUUCCUGUGGAAACAGUUUUAUCCCAUUAAACUAAAAAUUAAGGGAUUAAUCACAAACAAAAAUAAAGUUGCAGCACUGAAAAAAAAGUAAUUUAUUGUUUUUGCGACUGGUAUGUGAAUUUGUGUGAUAAAAGUAUUUAUUCUUAUUUAACAAAAAUAUGUGCAAAUUCUAUAUUUAAAAUGUUUUGCUGUUGUCCUACUUUUAAUUUAUGCUUCAUGUUUGUGUAUAAAGUACACUUUGUGAGUUUACAUAAUUACAGCACUGGUUGCUUUUGUAUUUUUUUACAGAAGGCUUUCUGCGUGAUACAGGCAUAUAUGUAUAUAUUCCUCACAUAUCCUUAUUCUGAUAUUAUAGUUUUCCUUUCUAAGAAAGUUUUCAAUUUAAUCUGUCUUGACCAGUAGUGUUCACUACUUGUAGUUACAUUAAUAGGUCUUUGGGUUUCAUUAAUACUAAUUUUUUCAAGUCACAGAUAAGAAAAACAAUAAAGCAACUAAGGUCUAAGUUCUAAACUUGAUAUAUAAAUAGUCUGGAAUCUUCCCAUAGAAGCUAAGAAAUAGUUGAGAAUCAGGUCUAUUCACUUCACUGAUAAACUCGGACAAGGAGCUGUUGAUGUUUUAUAUGAAGUUUGUGUACACACAAUAUAUGAUAGACAUUGAUGUUAAUAAAACCAAAUAUUGUCAUUUGCUGCUUUAAGAACACUCCUUAAAAAUUAAUAUCAGUUAGUCUCUAGUAUUGGUAGGAUUCUAUAGUGAGAAUAAACAAAUUGCAUUUAAGUGAUUCAAAUAUUAGUAGUCAUGGGUGUUUCCACAAAUAUGGGGUCUCCAUUGAUUGAGUGUGACUUUGUACUACUACUAAUGAAUCUUAUGGAGUGAAAAUAGGACUUGGGACAAGCAGGGACACCUUUGAUCACAUCAGCUUGCCUCUGACUAGGAUUUCAGUCUGGUCACAGCAAUAAGGCAAAGCACCCUUGGAUAUACAAUUGACCAGACCAAUCUCUGGUUCUGAUGUUUCCCCCAUUGACCCCUUCCUUAGUAAAGGUCAUUUCAAUGGUUUAGGUGAACACAGCAAGCAGAUUCAAUGAAGUCUAGGACUUGUGUAUGGCUUAGAGUUCACUUUUUUGUGAAAUAAGAUUGAAUUUUAAUAAUGGCUAAAUUUUGCUAAUAGUUUAUGACUGAGGAUUGGUGAAUAUUAUUAAUCUAUUUAUAAUUAAGCUUAAGGCAAUAAAAUACCUUAUAUUUUUUAAGAUUUCAAGCUUGAUAAAUGAAUAACUAUGAGUACAGAAAUGGUCAUCCAAAGCUAUCAUAGAAUCAAGGUCAAGGUGAUCUAUCAGACACACAAAAAAAUGAACUCGUAUAUUUUCUCUAUCAUUUUUCUCACUUGCCAACAACCUGUAGUUUUAAACUGCCAAAAAAUUAGAACAAUUUAGCUAAUUAAUCCACUGGAAAAAAAAAAAAAAAAAAAAAACAAUCUUCCCAAUAGUCUCCCCGCUAACAACUAGAGAAAUACUUCUCAAGUUAUAUGAUCACGAAACACAUCAAUCUAUACUGCAUAAUUAUCUUCUAGUCCAUCAACAUAUGGGAACAUGUUGAAAUAAGAACCCAUUCCAUUAGUGAGACAAAAAUGGAAAUAUACAUGAUGUUCAGAUCACAAAAGUAUUCAAUCUGCCAAAUGCCAGUGUGAUGAUACCAUAAUUCUCAAUCCAGAUUUUGUGGGAAAAAAAUAAAAGAAUAUGUUGUUAGAAGUUGUUGGUUUUAAAAGAGACUAAGAUUGAAAUGUACAUAUUAGUUAACCCAGUUAAUUGCACCUUCCUAAUAUAGUAGCACUUUAGCAGUAAGUUGGCUACCUGUGGUUCUUAUCCUGGAGCUCCACCAGCUGGCCCAUGUGGACUGCCAGAGAUCAAUGAAAAACCAAACAGCCCAUCCCAUCUUAAGGCAUGGCCACAUCAGAGUGAUCCAAAGUCUAACACUGUGAGGAAAACUGUGAUUUGUAAAUAAAGCAGCAUUCUUUUUGUUUGUUUGUUUUCUUUUAGCACAUCCAAUGAACAAUUGUCAUUUUUAAUCAAGGUGCUAACAUCUUCAGUGAGAACUGUCAAAUGUGGUAUUUCUGAGUUGCUAUCUUAUUCUACAUGAGUUUUCAAUUUGCAAAAGAGAACUCUUAAGUUUUGGUGAAGGCAGGACACAACUUGAUACUCAGUGUUUGGGAAAUUGCUCCUAGUGGUCAGUCUGAUCAGGGCUCAGUGACAUAAGCCAUAGGUACAUCAAGGAUGUUUAAGGUGGCAUCAGAACUCGAAGGGUAUCAGGCUAGAACGGACUUUCAGAGGACUCAUGUUUCAUCACUUACUAAAUCAUCAAUGUUCCUUUCAAACAUGCCUUUCAAAUGAACUUGUUUGUUUCCUUACACAAACUUGUAUGUGUAUUUAGCCUGUUUUUAGCAUUACAAUAUUUUAUGUCCAUGGCGAAUACUUGGCUACUACUUCUUGGUCUUUUCUUUGACAGUCACAGCAUAUUAGAAGCACUUCAGCCCAGACUGCGAACAUAAUUAGAAUAGGAGAUCAUGUUGUGUAUGACUUUGUGAGACUAGACUUUUCAUUAAGAAACAUACAUUGUCUCUGGAUGGUGUUUGCAUUACACGCUCAGGCAUGACGUAAACGUAGGAGUUGACAAAUACUGCUUACAUUUUAGUUAUGUUGUAGGAAAAGAAAUCAUGCACAUGCUUUAUAGAUAGACUGCAGGUAACUGAACAGAUUGCAGAAAUGUAUUGAAUUUUAUGAAACCAGUGGCACAAAUAUUUGAGUCCUGUAUUAGAGUCUGUGAGCAAAGACAUGAUAAGUGUUAAGUGGGUAUAACUGAGAUUUUUAAAUCUUGAGAGAUGCUUUCAGAGUAGAGUGAAAUAUUGAGGGUGUUGUAUAUAAGCAGUCAAACGUAAGCUGCUUACUAUCUUCAGUUUUCCAGAAGUGAUAGCAUUUUUCAGUAAAUGUGAUGCAGUUAAAAAACCAAAAAUCUUGGAGAACUAAGACGGGUCUUGUUUAAAAUGUCUCUUCAGCUUUGGCAAAUUUUGAACCUGAAUCAACUAUUGAAAGCAUUACUGUGUCUUGUAGCCUGCAUUCCACGACAGCUCUGUUAUUCAGGUAAACCACGUGAACUGACUCGUUUGGGACCUAUACUGUAAUAUUUUUCAUUGAGGAACAAUAUCCUAUUUUGUAAAGCAUUUCCCUGUGUGUGACUUUAAACUGUAAAAUUAAACAUUGGCUUUGUGGUUUCAGUGGGCUUAAUAAAUGUUAAUUGUAAACUAGG
Molecule: messenger RNA, 9818 nt
Organism: Canis lupus familiaris (dog)
Lineage: Eukaryota; Metazoa; Chordata; Mammalia; Carnivora; Canidae
Gene: ADAMTS5
Product: ADAM metallopeptidase with thrombospondin type 1 motif 5
Exons: 8
Coding region: 819-3623 (934 amino acids)
Biological process (GO): proteolysis; extracellular matrix organization
Molecular function (GO): metalloendopeptidase activity; zinc ion binding
Source: RefSeq, a predicted model, not a curated record